AUGGCUCCCUGCCCCAGGACUGACAGUUCUCCAAAUCCAGAUCGAAAUCAGAGUUGGGACAACCUCAGCGAGGUCCAGUCCAUCAGCACCGCCGACACCAGUGGCGCAUCGCGAUCCGGAAGAAGCAGCCCUCGCAAGAAGGAAGUCGCGCUCCGUCGCACCCACGAGUGGCCCGUCGCCCGCGUCAACAUCACUCAGCUUAAGUCGAUCCCUGCUCUGUUGGAAAGUCUUGCGCUCGAUCUGAAAAAGAUCGAAUCCAUGAGUGCCAACGCUGGCAUGCUCGACCAGCCAAACCCUGACUGGUUUUAUACUGCGAGAGACGGACAAGAGGAGCUGAGGGCCGUACAUCGUCAGAUGCAGAAGAUUUGCCGAAACAGCUUAACGACGCCCUCGAGGGCCCAAAAUGUCGUGACCUUCCGGAAUAUCACGCUCUGCCGCACGCUCAAGGCGUUCCAUGAUGAUGACCCUGCACUACGGGAGAACAAGGUAGACUACGGCAUCUUUCUCCAGCCAGCACGAGGAGAUGACGGCCUUGCCGAGCGCCUUUCGGACCUAGCGAGCGAGGAUAUCGACCUCACCCACUUCACGCUUAGCGACUUCGCACCGACCCCACUGGCUAUUAGCAUCAAGACUAAGACUCUCCAGGCUAAGCCGACCGAGGGCUCCGUGCAGCUCGCCAACUGGGUGCGCGCCCACUUCCGACAGCUCGCUAGGCUUGUCGAGCGCUGCCACCACGAUCCGGACUACCAGUUACCCGUCCUCCCCAUCAUCUACGUCUACGGCAAUACCUGGAGGGUGGACUUUGCGCAUCGCUGUGAUGGAAAGACCAUGAUAUACGAGGGAAUGAGCGUCGGCGACACGCACACAGUGUACGGAUGUUAUCAGGUUUGUGCAGCGAUUCGGCGGCUUGCCGCUUGGGUCCAGGAGGACUUCCGGAGAUGGUGGUUAGAAACUACGAAGCUGCCCAUGUAG
Molecule: messenger RNA, 972 nt
Organism: Chaetomium strumarium
Lineage: Eukaryota; Fungi; Ascomycota; Sordariomycetes; Sordariales; Chaetomiaceae
Exons: 3
Coding region: 1-972 (323 amino acids)
Source: RefSeq, a predicted model, not a curated record